Alosa sapidissima (American shad) is the source of this 3753-nucleotide messenger RNA. Its product is annotated as phosphatidylinositol transfer protein beta isoform. The transcript is spliced from 12 exons. Gene Ontology annotation, cellular component: cytoplasm. The record is from RefSeq and is a predicted model, not a curated record. Lineage: Eukaryota; Metazoa; Chordata; Actinopteri; Clupeiformes; Clupeidae. The coding region runs from base 48 to 923 and encodes 291 amino acids. Gene Ontology annotation, biological process: phospholipid transport. Gene Ontology annotation, molecular function: phosphatidylinositol binding; phosphatidylinositol transfer activity; phosphatidylcholine binding.
UCACAAGAGCACUGUCUGAGAAAGCAUCAGACCUGCGCCAAUCCUAAAUGUCCCAUCUUGCAAUGUUAACAAAACUGAAGGCGCUUCAAAGUUGGAUGGGUUCUUGGCUCACUUCAGCUGUUUAUCACCGUGUUGUGUUACCAUGCACAGUUGAAGAGUACCAAGUGGGGCAGCUGUACUCGGUAGCAGAGGCCAGUAAGAAUGAGACCGGUGGAGGGGAGGGCAUCGAGGUGCUUAAGAACGAGCCCUACGUGAAGGACGGAGAGAAGGGCCAGUACACGCACAAAAUCUACCACCUGAAAAGUAAAGUUCCAGCCUUCGUGAAAAUGAUUGCACCAGAAGGGUCUCUCGUGUUCCACGAGAAGGCCUGGAAUGCGUACCCUUACUGUCGGACCAUUGUAACGAAUGAAUACAUGAAAGAUGACUUCUUCAUCAAAAUUGAGACCUGGCAUAAGCCUGAUCUCGGAACAGUUGAAAAUGUCCAUAAACUCGACAACGCAACAUGGAAGUCGGUGGAGGUGGUGCCUAUUGACAUCGCCGACAGAGAUCAAGUGGCCCCCGGAGACUACAAGGAAGAUGAGGACCCAGCACUGUUUAAAUCAGCCAAGACUAACCGCGGCCCGCUGGGGCCCAACUGGAAGAAGGAGCUGGCUAAUAAGCCAGACUGCCCCCGCAUGUGCGCUUAUAAACUGGUCACCGUCAAGUUCAAGUGGUGGGGCCUGCAGAGCAAAGUGGAGAGCUUCAUUCACAGACAAGAGAAGCGGAUCUUUACCAACUUUCACCGCCAGCUCUUCUGCUGGAUUGAUAAGUGGGUGGAGCUCACCAUGGAGGACAUCAGAAGAAUGGAGGCAGAGACGCAGAAAGAGCUGGAGGAGAUGCGUAAGACCGGCUUGGUGCGAGGCACGAAGGCCACCGAUGAGUAGCCGCUCCAGGUGUAGGUCUGAUUUGAGGCUGUCUUCGCAGAAAGGGUCAAGUGCGAGGAACCAGCGCUGCCGACGAAUGAGACCAACAUCUCCCCAUGACUGCGACCAUGAUAUGAAAACGCCUACAAGAUCUCCCAAAACAACCUAUCGCAGAGCUCCUUUACUUCCUCCCACCCAAUCAAGAAGGAGAGGAACUGGGCUCGUCACUGUCGAUCAUUAGAACAGGUCCCCGACAAUUGACCCAAUCACUACCAACCUCUGUCGACAGAAUAAUCAGUGCUUUGAGAAUGACAGAGAAUGGUUCUUUUACCCAACGGCCUGCAUUAGAACUGCCUUCUCUUCUCCUCCCCCUUGUCCAGUCCAGUCCUCACUUCAUUCCAGAGGCAGAUCGCAGGCUGACCGUAAGGAAAAGGAACACAACCAAAAACAAUGGUCUCCUACCACAGACAUCUCACAGCACGGCUUUCCUUUUGGCUUAUAUCAGAGCAAGCCCUCUGAAAAUUUAAUCCAGACUUUAGCUAGUUGCUUUUACUAUCCCCCCCCCCCCCCCCCCCUCCCCCUCCCCAAGUAUAUAUUAAUUUGUUUGUUCUUGUUCAUUCCGCUAGGGGCAAGUCCUUGCUCUUCAUGUCUGUGUCCCGUUUUUCUCCUCCGUACCCUGUUUUUUUUUUUUUUUUUUUUUGCCAGAGGUGACGUGCAAAAUGUAUUUUCUCUGGGCAGGGUAGAACUUGUGGGGCGUCGUCGGGUUUUUUCCCCUCUCCCCUCACAUCCCUGCUCUCGUGUCCUCUCCUGCCUCAGCAUUCAUUAAGAGAUUACUGUCUCAUCGCCCACACACACACACACACACACACACACACACACUCACACUCCCAGGUGUGAAAGCUUAUGCAGUGACUGGUCUACUCUACAUCCUGGAUGGGCAGAUCUCUACAGGUAUCUAGUUUAUUAAUGCCUUACUUUGUUUAUGUAGGUCUCAGCCACCAAACAUGCAGUCACUCACGCAGGUGCCUCUAGGUAUUGCGGUUGUGAUUGUUUUGCACUGCAAGUAAAGCUGCUUUUUUCGUCUAUAUUUCUCUAAAAACCCAGUACAAGUUAUAUGUCCCUCUCUGAGUUGUGAUUUAACAACCGCAACAGAGUCGUUCAUGUUACCAGACUAGUGCCUUGCUGGGCUGAAUUUAGCAGUGAAUGUAAACCUCCUUUUGUGGCACAACCUCUAACCUAUGCACAUGUAUCAACAUCAACACCAUUUCAGGUUUCCCGAAACAACAACGCCCUGCACUUAAUGCUAAUUAAUAGAUAGUUAAUAGAUGCCCCUUAAAAUGUAACAUCUACAAUCAUGGGAAGAUGCAAUAGGCUUAUAGGUCUCAACUAGUUAAGAAAUGUUUCCCACAAACGCCUCGACUUGUGAUUUGGCACCCCUUUGGACUGGGCUUGUGGUGGUCUCCCAUGCUUUAAACCUUUCACUAAGCCAUGCUGCCUUAGAUACCUCUUAUGAUUCUAUGUUUUUUGUUUUUCUUUCUUCUGUCUAAUGUUGGGAUUUCAACUCUCAGACAAAAAUUGUGAGUGUGUGCAUAAAUGUAUGACUCGAGGUAACUGUACGACUUAACCUCUGCCCCCCCCCCCCCCAUACAACCAUACAACUGCUUGUUUAUUUUACCCUUAAAAAAAAGAAAUCUCUGGAAUGGCCAGACGGACUGUGAGGAAAUGUGUUCAAUGCAUAAAUGGAAUGCAUCGGUAUUAUGGUCCCAUGAUCUCUGUUGGCUCGCCAACUCUCAGCCGUUCACUAGUGCUACUUCACUUGCUGCUCCUCAGGGUCUACACGACACCAUCAUCAGCACUGCGGCACACGUUUAACCCUUUUGUUAGCUCGUCACUAACCACAAAGUGCUUCAGUUCUUUUUACUUGCUGUUAAAAAGCAUCCUGAAAUGGUAAUUUCUUUCAAUUUUUGCAAAAUUUGGGUUUGUUUGACUUCUACCUUCUUUUGACUCAUAUAAUGUCACCUGUAGCCAUCAAGAAUACCAUCCCAUCCCUGUCUAGGCCAACCUCUGACCCCCAUAGUGGGCUUCAGUCACCAGUGAUUUUCUCAGAGUUUACAUUAUUAUUUCAGUUGUCCGACUCCUUAUUGUGCUGAAGGAUCUCAUCUGGAUUAGCAUGUCCUCUGUACUUCAUUCUGUGGAGGUCUUGUGGAUGGCAGAACUCGCAUACCCCUUGUCUUGUAUCAGAAACGGACAAGUCUGCGUGCACUGCAAACCCGCCGGCACAGGCCACAGUGGCCCGUACACUGUCGGAAUGUGCAUCUAAACGAACAGAUUCACAAUUCAAUCCCAAUCUUGUUGGGACACUCUGACGACUCUGACCACCUUAACUCUCCAUAGUGGACAUGUAUAAGCCUGAACUGGAUGGCUUGCAGUUGGCAUGCUACUCGGUUGCCUGGUUAUCUAAGGAGUCUCCUUAACAUGGUUUACAAACAAAACAAAGUUGAUAGUACUGAAGUGGCCGGUGCCUCUGGAAUCCUGUUUGUAGUCUUAUAUGGUAUAUCCUAUGAGAUGUGUAAUCACGGUUUAAUUGCCUUAUUUUGAAAUCGAUUAACUGUACUCUCGCACACAACAACAACAACAAAUGAAUUGUACGCCUUUUUAAUUGUCAUUUUUUUUCUGAUCAUGAUGAAAUUCAGGGGAUGUGUUAGUGAAUGUAUGAUAUUGUGCUACUUUUGUUUGACCGUUUGUGUGUCUGUCUGAUUGAGUGGUUUGCAGGUUUUUUCCUGCAAAAAAAAACAAACAAAAAAAACUAUUUGGCAAUUGAACUCAUGUCCAAUAAAUUUAAACAAAGAGA